AUGGCUGACGUUUUCUCGGCCAACGACUCCACGACGCCUCUGGACGUGGCCAACCGCUUCGCCCGCAAAGGGGCGCUGAGGCAGAAGAACGUGCACGAGGUGAAGGACCACAAAUUCAUCGCCCGCUUCUUCAAGCAGCCCACCUUCUGCAGCCACUGCACCGACUUCAUCUGGGGGUUUGGGAAACAAGGUUUCCAGUGCCAAGUUUGCUGUUUUGUGGUUCACAAGAGGUGCCAUGAAUUUGUUACUUUUUCUUGUCCGGGUGCGGAUAAGGGACCCGACACGGAUGACCCCCGGAGCAAGCACAAGUUCAAAAUCCACACCUACGGGAGCCCCACCUUCUGCGACCACUGUGGGUCGCUGCUGUACGGGCUCAUCCACCAGGGGAUGAAAUGCGACACCUGCGACAUGAAUGUGCACAAGCAGUGUGUGAUCAACGUGCCCAGCCUCUGCGGGAUGGACCACACUGAGAAGAGGGGCCGCAUCUACCUGAAGGCGGAGGUCACGGACGAGAAGCUCCACGUCACAGUACAAGAUGCAAAAAAUCUAAUCCCCAUGGAUCCAAAUGGGCUUUCAGAUCCAUACGUGAAGCUCAAACUCAUUCCUGAUCCCAAGAAUGAAAGCAAACAGAAAACCAAGACCAUCCGCUCCACACUGAACCCCCAGUGGAACGAGUCCUUCACGUUCAAAUUGAAACCUUCCGACAAAGACCGGCGGCUGUCCAUAGAGAUCUGGGACUGGGACCGGACGACCAGGAACGACUUCAUGGGGUCUCUUUCCUUCGGCGUUUCGGAGCUGAUGAAGAUGCCGGCCAGUGGAUGGUACAAGCUGCUGAACCAGGAAGAAGGGGAGUACUACAACGUGCCCAUUCCCGAAGGGGACGAGGAGGGGAACGCGGAGCUCAGGCAGAAGUUCGAGAAAGCCAAGCUCGGCCCCGCUGGGAACAGAGCGUACGGCCCCUCGCCGGACAGGAGACUUUCCAACAACCUGGACCGCGUGAAGCUCACCGACUUCAAUUUCCUCAUGGUGCUGGGAAAGGGCAGUUUUGGGAAGGUGAUGCUGGCCGACAGGAAGGGCACGGAAGAGCUCUACGCCAUCAAGAUCCUGAAGAAGGACGUGGUGAUCCAGGACGACGACGUGGAGUGCACCAUGGUGGAGAAGCGCGUGCUGGCCCUGCUGGACAAGCCCCCGUUCCUGACACAGCUGCACUCCUGCUUCCAGACCGUGGACCGGCUGUACUUCGUCAUGGAAUACGUCAACGGCGGGGACCUCAUGUACCACAUUCAGCAAGUAGGGAAGUUUAAGGAGCCACAGGCAGUAUUCUAUGCAGCAGAGAUUUCCAUCGGGCUCUUCUUCCUUCAUAAAAGAGGCAUCAUUUACAGGGACCUGAAGUUAGACAACGUCAUGCUGGACUCGGAGGGGCACAUCAAGAUCGCCGACUUCGGGAUGUGCAAGGAGCACAUGAUGGACGGUGUCACGACCAGAACCUUCUGUGGGACCCCAGAUUACAUCGCCCCAGAGAUAAUUGCUUAUCAGCCGUACGGGAAGUCUGUGGACUGGUGGGCCUAUGGCGUCCUGUUAUAUGAAAUGCUGGCUGGGCAGCCUCCGUUCGACGGCGAGGAUGAGGACGAGCUUUUCCAGUCUAUAAUGGAGCACAACGUUUCUUACCCCAAAUCCCUGUCCAAGGAGGCCGUCUCCAUCUGCAAGGGGCUGAUGACCAAGCACCCGGGCAAGCGGCUGGGCUGCGGGCCCGAGGGCGAGCGAGACGUGCGCGAGCACGCCUUCUUCCGGAGGAUCGACUGGGAGAAGCUGGAGAACAGGGAGAUCCAGCCGCCCUUCAAGCCCAAAGUGUGCGGCAAAGGCGCGGAAAACUUCGACAAGUUCUUCACCCGCGGGCAGCCCGUGCUCACGCCUCCCGACCAGCUGGUCAUCGCUAACAUCGACCAGGCCGACUUCGAAGGCUUCUCGUAUGUCAACCCCCAGUUCGUGCACCCCAUCUUGCAGAGCCCCGUAUGA
Messenger RNA from Pipistrellus nathusii (Nathusius's pipistrelle), 2016 nucleotides. NCBI's taxonomy places the organism in Eukaryota, Metazoa, Chordata, Mammalia, Chiroptera, Vespertilionidae. The record is from the annotation of a GenBank genome assembly.